AUGGUUCUGCAACUUCUCCCAGCCUCGCCAUUAGAUGCCGACCGUAUAGCAACAAUCCAUCUUCAAGCAUUCGAUGGUAACCCUCUCUUACAUGCACAAUUCCCCACUUCCGCGAGCCUCAAAGCCCUACGGUCCAUCCUCAGCCAGGAAACACUCCAUGCCAUCCAGAACUCUCAAGACUCAAAAGCUAUCUUAGUGGUAAAGGAUGCAGAGCUUGAGGUAAACGAGCAGGUUAUCGCUUUCGCGAAGUGGGAUCUGCCAACUGAGGGAAAGGCAGCGUUGCAUGAAGGCAUCACGUGGCCAGAUGAUUGCCAACAUGAAUGGCUUGACCGGUAUCAUGACCUUGCGGAGGCUAUGAAACACAGGAUUAUUUGGGAAGCGAAGUGCUACCGGCUGACGUUUGUUGGCACGGUACCGAAUCAUCAAGGUCGCGGCGCUGGGACUAUUUUGAGUAAUUGGGGUGUCGAGAAAGCCAAACAAGACCGUCUACCAGUAUAUCUUGAGAGCACGAUCGCAGCAUCGUCGCUUUACCGACGGCUAGGCUUCGUGGCCUUAGACGGAUUAUCAAUGGUUCUGCCCGGGAUUGAUCCAGAUGGAAGACCAAAUAUCUACGAAGAAGUGGGAAUGUUGAAGACUUGGGAAGACUCCGAUAUGGAUCGUUGGGACUCGAGUCUCAAUAUCGAGAGUUUACUACUGGAUUACGAGGCAGGCAUCAAGCCUCAACAUGUCGUGCAAGCGGUCUACGAUCGAAUCGAUGCAUACAAAUCUGUUCAACCAUCUGUUUGGAUCUACCUUCAACCUCUUAGCGAGGUAAUGAAAGCUGCGAAUGAGCUUUAUAGGAGAUGGCCAGACGAAAAGGACAGACCGCCCCUAUGGGGAGUUCCAUUCAGCGUCAAAGACAGUAUCAACAUCGCAGGUAUUCCUACCACAACUGGAUGUCCUGCUCUUGCCUUUACCCCAACCACCUCUGCUCCUGUCUAUCAGCAUUGCAUUGAUGCUGGAGGCCUUUACAUUGGCAAGACGAACAUGGAGCAACUAGCCACUGGCAUGACGGGCUGUCGAAGCGUAUACGGAACUCUACAUUCUACAUUCAGCAAAGCACAUAUCGUUGGUGGAUCUAGCAGUGGAAGUGCAGUGACCGUAAGCCAAGGUCUUGUCUCUUUCUCUCUAGGGAGCGACACGGCAGGCUCAAUACGCGUGCCAGCUCUAUUCAAUGGUUUAGUCGGAUUUAAGCCAACCAAAGGAACUGUUUCAGCACGAGGCGUAUCUCCUGCUUGUUUACAUCAAGAUUGCGUCUCUUUCCUCACUACCAACAUCCCAGAUGCCCAAAGAGUAUGGAUUGUGUGUAAGGGUUUCGAUAAGGGCGACUUUUUUGCUAAACUACCCGCUCAAAUACGCUCAGCUCCGCAGACAACGCGCGAAUUGCGAUUUAGCUUCGGCAUUCCACCUACCAGUGCCCUUGAUAUAUGCAGUCCGGUCUAUCGCAAGCAGUUCUCUCAGGUAGUGACAGCGAUCCAGAAACACGGCGGAAAACUAGUCAAUUUAGAUUGGACACCUUUCGAAGCCGCCAACGAACUUCUGUACAACAGUUCGUUUGUCCUAGAACGUAUGACUAUCUUCCCUAAUGGUUGGUUCGAGAAGAAUAAACAGCUGCUGCAUCCAGUCACACGCCAAGUCUUUGAAGGUGUCCUAGCAAGAAAGAGUACGGCUGUAGAUGUGUUCCAAGACUUUCACAAACAGGCAGAAUAUAUACGCAAAGUCCAGAGCAUCUUAACAUUGGGAGAGAAUGUCGAGGAAGGCGUCGAAGAAAUCACACUAAUGAUUGUUCCUACGACACCAUUCCAUCCUACUAUUGAAGAGGUUGGCGAGGAUCCGAUUGCGAUCAAUGGACGACUGGGUACGUUUGCGCAUUUUGGGAAUGUGCUGGACUUGGUUGGUGUUUCGAUUCCAUGUGGGACGUAUGAGAUUGAGGAUGUGGCGGAGGGUAGGAUGAUUACUUUGCCGUUUGGAGUAACGGUCUUGGCUGGGACAGGCUUUGAUGCUGAGUUGUUGAAGUUGGUUGCUGGAUGGGAGGAGUGGUUUGAUGAUUUGGAUGGAGAGAGUGAGGUGGAUUAUCUCUGGAGACCAUAG
Messenger RNA from Cadophora gregata, 2130 nucleotides. RefSeq lists its product as uncharacterized. Gene Ontology annotation, molecular function: acyltransferase activity, transferring groups other than amino-acyl groups. NCBI's taxonomy places the organism in Eukaryota, Fungi, Ascomycota, Leotiomycetes, Helotiales, Ploettnerulaceae. The transcript has 2 exons. Bases 1 to 2130 code for a protein of 709 amino acids. The record is from RefSeq and is a predicted model, not a curated record.